Osmia bicornis bicornis is the source of this 4313-nucleotide messenger RNA. It is a transcript of the gene pain, whose product is annotated as transient receptor potential cation channel protein painless. The record is from RefSeq and is a predicted model, not a curated record. Bases 682 to 3357 code for a protein of 891 amino acids. Gene Ontology annotation, molecular function: monoatomic ion channel activity; protein binding. NCBI's taxonomy places the organism in Eukaryota, Metazoa, Arthropoda, Insecta, Hymenoptera, Megachilidae. The transcript has 3 exons. Gene Ontology annotation, biological process: monoatomic ion transport; transmembrane transport. Gene Ontology annotation, cellular component: membrane.
CACUCGAAAUAUCGUUCACUGACAUAUAAAAGAAAAAGUAUCUCCUUGACUCCUUUAUUGGAUAUAUACUUGAUUUCGCACAACCCACGCACCCUAACGUUCUUGGUACCUCCAUCCUUGGUUCUCUUGACCUUGUUGUCUUGUGUGCUCAGGGCAAAAGUCAGCUAAAAUUAGGAACUCACGUUAUCCUCUUCGAUGACAAUAUUGUAAAGGUGAAUGUUAAGAUCUACACACUGGCCGUCUAAAAUAUACCUCGUUAGAUCGUUGACGUAAUCGUUUAAUCCUGUUUCAGCGUUUCCUGUCGAAUCGAACAUUUUUUAUGAAAGUGGACAAAUAUAUAAAGAAUAUACAAAUACAAAUAGCAUUUAGAAUAAAAAAAAUAUCCUAGACUUUCAUAAAAAAAAGAAUAGAACAAUAUGAUCAUUCUUUAUGUGUGCGGUAAGGGAUUAAUACUGUAAGUCGAAUAAUUAACACGACGGGAAACAUGCAUUCGCUGUCUAAAGCAGCAGCACUCUUACAACCACUGUCUGACACUUGAUCGCGUGGUCCCCUCUCUUUCUCUGCUGACAUCACGAUACAGAGAACUGGUCAGCAAGUGUAGUUCAGUCCAUUGGGUGACAGACGGUGUACGUCGUGGGAUUUUCAUUUCCUUUCUUCUAUCGUCGUCACAGGGACAUAAAGAUGGAUCCUGAGGACGAGUCUGUACAAACUCACCUCUUGGACAAUUACACUGCCGUUCCAACGCCAUCUCAGAAUAUUUAUAAAUUAUUACUGGAUAGUUUGCGUUCAAAGGAUAUCGGAUCAUUCAAGAAUUUGGUCGAGCAAAGCUUGAAAAAACAACCAUCCAGUAUCGACAUAAACUAUCCUUAUCCAAAUCGAUCGGACGAAACUUGCUUGGACAUCGCCUGUAAAAAUGGCCUGCCAGAAUUCGUGAGAUUUUUACUGGAAAAAGGAGCUAAAGUGAAUACGAUUAACGAAGCUCAUAAUCGUGGACCAAUCCACUUUGCCACGGAAAAUGGACACGUCCAAGUUCUCGCUGUACUCCUGGACGAGCCUACGUUAAAUCCCAACUUGGAAGCGGGACAACAAACUGCUCUGCAUAUGGCUGUGAAGAAGAACGACUUGAAUUGCGCAGAGGUGCUUCUAGAGAAAGGCGCUAGUCCCAAUAUUCCAAAUAAUAAAGGGUUGACGGCUCUCCACAUGGCGGCUAUGAAGGGUCAAAAAGAUAUGGUGAAUCUGAUCCUGCAAAAAUCAAAACACGGCCUGGACUUGGAUAAUUAUAAAGAUUACAAUAAUCAAACGACAAGAGACGUUCUACAGAAAAAGUUCACCGAUAUUCCGCUUCCUGCCGUUCAGAAUAGAGGUGUAAAUGUUCAUGAUUUGAAGUAUUACCUGAACGCAAACGACGAGGCUAAUUUUAUCAAGUCCUUGAAGCUCGUCCAGGACGACGUGGUGAACAACGUAGCGGAAGAUUUGAUUGAAAUGGCUGUCCAAAGGAAUUUUAAAGACACAGUUGCUGCGUUGCUGAAAAGGACCAAAGGGAAUGGUUGUAGUUUGGAGAAAUCUGCAAAUAUUGCGAUUCAGCAAGGUUUGCCGAAUAUCCUUCGGCAAAUAUUGAAUAUGGACACUGAGAUCGAUAAGAAUUUCUUACUUUUAAAUGCUUGCGUGGAAUUGGGUAUACCAGGAAACGAAGGAUCAGAUAGUAUGUCCAAUCGUAUUGAAUGUCUAAAGAUAAUACUCGAGAGAGGCGACGACGUCGUAGACGUGCGGUGCGCAGACAGUAAAGGAAACACUCCGUUACAUUACGCAGCCAGAGCAAACUGUCGCGAAGCAGUGACACUAUUGCUCGAAAAGGGAAGUUAUAUCGGUCAGAUGAACAACUUUGGAGUACCGCCUGUUGAAGAUAUUUCCGUGUCCAUGUUAUCCCAAUACUUCGACGACUGUAUUCAAGCUAGAAAAGAACGAACAAACGAGUACACGAUCGAAUUCGAUUACAAAUGUCUAAUGCCUCACGAAUAUACGUCUUACCAAGAGAAGAAUUCGAUGAAUCAGGGGAAACGAGAGAUGGACAUCUUCCGGUACAUCGCUGACAAUAGUGGUUUGAAACAUUUGCUGAAGCAUCCUCUUCUAUCUUCAUUCUUGUACCUAAAAUGGCAUAAGAUUAGAUAUCUUCUUUACCUAAAUUUUGCCUUCUACGUUCUCUUUUAUCUAUCUCUAAAUGCAUAUAUUUUACAUGUAACUUACAUAAAGGAUCCAAAAAUGGUAACAAACUCGAGUGACUUAGAUGGAUCAAUUAAAUCAACAUCCGUCAACCUUUUACAAAUACUCACAGGAAUUUUGUUAAUAUUCUUAGCGGUUAGAAAGAUCCUUCAGCUGAUCUCAUCUCCUUGUCAUUAUGUAUCUAGCUUUGAGUACUGGUUAGAAAUGACGUUGAUAUUCCUUGGAUUUGCUACGUUAUGCGAUGCAGGCACACAAUUCGCCGUUACAGCAAUACUAUUAUCCGCUUGGGAGCUGAUCAUCCUGAUUGGACAGCAUCCACGAAUGUCUACUGGUAUUGAGAUGUUCAAAACAGUAUCACUCAAUUUCAUGCGUUUCCUCUUUCUCUACGCCUUUCUCAUCUUCGCCUUCGCUUUGGCUUUCUUCACUCUAUUUAAAAACGGUGACGAUGAUAACUUCCCCGAUCCUGGACACUCGUUGUUCAAGACGAUCAUUAUGCUCACCGGAGAGUUGGAUGCCAAUGACAUACCCUUUGUAUUGCAUCCAGUUUUGAGUCAUCUAGUGUUUGUUCUGUUUGUUUUCCUCAUUGCAAUUGUAUUGUUCAAUUUAUUGAAUGGUCUAGCUGUGAGUGAUACAGCGGAUAUUCUUGGAAAGGCAGAAUUAGUCGGGUUGAUUUCUAGGGUACGAGUACUGGCUUACAUUGAAAAUGUGGCUGUUACUGUUCCUUUUAUACACGGGCCACAUUGUUGUAUUUGUUAUGGUAUUCUGCAUGGCUGGAAGUGGAAUCCUUUUGCGUUCCUUGGUGAAAAGGUACUUCUUUUUCCAAAGUAUUUGAAAAGUGGCAAGCUAAGUGUUAAGCCGUAUGACAGUCUAGAGGCGUUUAAUAAUAGGAAGUAUUAUAAAGUACGUUCAGAUGAGAACUCAAAGGGUAAAGUGUUUCCUACCUUCAAGAUGGAUCCUCAUAUUAUUAAACAAGCUAAAGAAAUUCUGUCAAAGAGAGGCCAGGAAUCGGAUAGUGACCGGGUGAUCAGACAGCUGGAGAUGAUGAAGGAAAGAUUAGCUUUAAUGGAGAUUACUUUAAAUACCAUAAAACAGGGAAUUGAAAAUAAUAAUUUUAAUGUUGCCAGAGAAGAUGAUUAAAAUUCAUUAAUAUGUUGUAACAUUUAUUGAUACGUAAUUAGUACCUGUAGAAAACUGAGAUGGUAAUUCUACAUACUAUUAGGUUCUGUUGAUAUACUAUAUGAUUUAUAUUUUAAUACACUUGCACUGUUUUUAAAUUAAAUUUAAUAAGCUAUUUAAUUGUAUGCAAAAUGGUUCGUAUAUCAAGUUAAUUAAACAAUCUAUGCAUAUGAUACAACUUUUAAAAUCUUUUAAAAAGACUGAUAUUAAGACUGAAUCAUACAACAAUAAUUGUAAUGAACACAAAUAUGGUUUUAUUGAAAUACAACAUAUAUAUAUAUAUAUAUGUGUAUAAUAAACAAUUCGUCACAUUAUAUGUAUAUGUGAACAAUUAAAUAGUUUAUCAGAUUACAAUAAAUUAAGAAUAAGAUGAAAUAAUUAAAGAAUUCAUGUGAAAUAAAAGAUUGAACAAUUAUAGCUUUAAAUGAAGUAAUACUGUUAUUAAAUCCAAGUAAUAUAAAAUGCAUUUCUUAUUUGGAAUGUAAAUUUUAUAAAAAUACUUUUAGUACCAGUAUUGUAGCAUAAACGUUGUAUCUUUAUAAAAUAUAUUUUAUUUUUUAAAUGACAAAAUAAAUGGUCGUUUUUUACAAUUUUAUAAUUUCACGAAGUGGUAAAUAUGAACAACUAAUGUGAUUUCCAAGUAAGGUAAGGUGGUAAUUUUAAUAACUUAAGAUUAAAUUGAACCUUUUUUAUCAACAACUUUCAGUACAACCCUUAUUUUUUGUGGACGUUUUAAUGUUAUAUACAAAUACCAUAUGAAAACUUGUAGAGAGGUUGUAUAAUAUACCCAUAAUUAUUAUGCAAUAUUCUACUGGAUAUGGAUCAUUGUUAUUUAACCCGAAACAUCUUCUUGCGUUGUCUUUUCUCUUCCACGUUGUAUCAAAAUGUCGGUAUAAAAUAAAUUGAAAUCUAGCCUA